This is a messenger RNA of Prunus armeniaca (apricot), 1194 nucleotides long. NCBI's taxonomy places the organism in Eukaryota, Viridiplantae, Streptophyta, Magnoliopsida, Rosales, Rosaceae. The record is from the annotation of a GenBank genome assembly.
AUGGUUCUGCUCUUCAAAUUGAAGAACCUCAGAUUGAGUUGUUCAUUAUUUUCUUGCUCAUUUGCUUCCAAAACUAGAAGCUUUGUGGUUGGAGACCUAAAACCCUCGCAUUUCACUCUUCAUCCUCAGUUUAUUUGCAGAUACUUCACCACCGAAAUCUCACCAACCCAAAACGAUUUCACAGUCACUUACCUCAUAAACUCAUGUGGGUUGUCCCCAGAAGAUGCAAUUUCAGCGUCCAAGAUGGUCAAGUUGAAAGCCCCAGACAGAGCAGACUCUGUUUUGGCCCUUCUGAGAAGCCAUGGCCUCUCUCAACCCCAAAUCUCAAAGGUUGUCAAGUGUUGCCCAAGAGUUCUUUCAUCCUGUCCCGAGAAAACCCUUUCGCCCAAGCUUCAGUUUUUCAGCUCUGUCGGAGUUUCAAGGGAGGACCUUGCAAGAUCUGUGGCCACUAAUCCAUUGCUCUUGACAGUAAGCUUGAGGGAACGGAUUGAACCCACUUAUAAUUUCCUUAGGAGUAUGAUUUCUGAGAAAAAUAUUGUUACUGUUUUCAAGCGCCGGUCGCGGGUUUUCUUGGGCAAUCACUGCAACGAUGUGGUGCUAAAUAUUGGGCUUUUGAGAGAACUGGGUAUGCCUCAAUCUUCCAUUUCUGUGUUACUAUCUCAUUACGUUCAUGUUGUGAUGAACGAGCAUAACAAGUUUGGUGAAGUUGUGGGUGAGGUUAAGGAAAUGGGAUUUAAUCUGGAAAGUUCGAAUUUUGUGUUUGCACUAAACGCAUUGUGUGGUAAGAACAGUAAGUCAAUAUGGAAACGCAGUCGUGAAGUUUAUAUGAGGUGGGGUUGGUCUGAGAAUGAUGUUCUUUCUGCUUUCAGGAAAAAUCCGGAGUUUAUGAUUAUGUCGGAGAAGAAAAUAAUGCGAGUAAUGGAAUUUUUAGUGAACAAGAUGGGAUGGCCGUCAGGGAUGAUUGCCAAAUACCCGUGGGUUACGCGUCACAGUUUGGAGAAGAGAAUAAUCCCAAGGUGUUUGGUUGUUAAGGUUUUGUGGUUGAAAGGUUUGAUAGAUGAAAACUUGACUUUGGGAUAUGUGAUUCAACCUGACGAGAAGCUCUUCGUGGAGAGGUUUGUGACCAAAUAUCAAAAUGAAGUACCUCAGUUGUGGAAUGUGUACCAAGGGAAAGUUGAAAUCGAGGAUGUAUGA